Molecule: messenger RNA, 2007 nt
Organism: Penicilliopsis zonata CBS 506.65
Lineage: Eukaryota; Fungi; Ascomycota; Eurotiomycetes; Eurotiales; Aspergillaceae
Exons: 4
Coding region: 169-1590 (473 amino acids)
Biological process (GO): cell wall mannoprotein biosynthetic process; protein N-linked glycosylation
Cellular component (GO): mannan polymerase complex
Molecular function (GO): alpha-1,6-mannosyltransferase activity
Source: RefSeq, a predicted model, not a curated record
UUUUCUUUUUUUUUUCACUCUUUCUCGUUCGACUAUCUGUGAUAAAUAAAAGUGUUGGUCUCCUCGCGUCGCGGCCUGGUUUAGGAGUGGCCACUUCCGCCUCAAAAAAAAAAGAAUAAGAUAAGCCUCUCUCUCUCUCUACACAUGCUUUGUUGAAGGGAGCCGGCGAUGAACAGGCAUCAGGCCUAUGUGAACGGCUACUCUGCCUACCCUCGCGGGCAGAGCGGCGCCUUUUCCAUUUCCCCCCACCGCUUCCAACCACGUUCACAGCCUGCUCUGCGGCGGCGAAGACAGUUAAUACAGCGGUUGUGUCUUGUCGGCGGUGUUUCCUUCCUCCUCGUCUUCCUGAUCUUCCCGUCAUGGCGCGCUGCCAUCCUCCCCGCCCUGUCGCUAGGCCUCCUCUCCUCUACCGAAGAUAUACAACUCGAGACCGUCCGGUAUUAUGACCUGUCAACUGUCCAGGGGACGUCGCAAGGGUGGGAGCGCGACGAGCGCGUGUUGAUGUGCACGCCGCUGCGGGAUGCGACGCCGCAUCUGCCCAUGUUCUUUUCCCACCUCCGGAACCUCACCUAUCCGCACCGAUUAAUAGAUCUGGCGUUCUUGGUGUCCGACUCCAAGGACGACACGCUGGGCAUGCUUUCGACGAUGCUGCACGAGCUCCAGGAUGACCCGGACCCGCAGAUGCCGUUUGGCGAGAUCUCGGUCAUCGAGAAGGAUUUCGGGCAGAAGGUCCAGCAGGACGUCGAGAGUCGGCAUGGUUUCGCUGCUCAGGCGGGGCGCCGCAAGCUGAUGGCCCAGGCUCGGAACUGGUUGCUGAGCGCCACCCUUCGUCCCACGCACAGCUGGGUCUAUUGGCGGGAUGCCGAUGUUGAAACCGCUCCGUUCACAAUCAUUGAGGAUCUGAUGAGGCACGACAAGGACGUCAUUGUACCAAAUGUUUGGCGACCGCUCCCGGACUGGUUGGGCGGAGAACAGCCGUACGAUCUCAAUUCCUGGCAGGAGUCGGAUACUGCCCUCGCCCUGGCCGAUACAUUGGAUGAGGAUGCAGUUAUUGUGGAGGGGUACGCCGAAUAUGCUACCUGGCGGCCACAUCUCGCCUAUCUCCGGGAUCCAUACGGCGACCCAGAUAUGGAAAUGGAAUUGGACGGAGUUGGCGGUGUUAGCAUUCUAGCCAAGGCCAAGGUUUUCCGGUCGGGCGUCCAUUUCCCGGCCUUCAGCUUUGAGAAACAUGCCGAGACGGAGGCGUUUGGAAAGAUGGCUCGACGGAUGGGUUACUCUGUCAUUGGUUUGCCUCACUACACGAUCUGGCAUCUUUACGAACCCAGCGUCGAUGAUCUCCGGCACAUGGAAGAGAUGGACCAAGAACGAAAGGCCCGCGAGAAAGCGGAGAAGGAACAGGCCGAGAAAAAAGCGCGAGAAGAACAAGGCCUGUUUAAAGAUCCGAGCGCGGAAUGGGAGAAGGAUCAUGCUGCUGUCCAAAAACUUUUGCAAGAAGCACAGGCUCUGGAAGAAGAUUCUGUUGCCCAGCCUUUAGAGGGGGCCUCGAUUCCUGCCCCUGCCCCUGCCCCUGCCGUACAGCCAAAAUCAUGACACUGGCCUAUUCACCUAUCAUCAGCAGGUUUCCAAGCGUGCAAACCUCUUUUCUAUACUAUUUUCCAGCUGGCUGGAUGACACCGAUUUUAGCCAUACACUACCAGUCUAUCAGUGUGUCCCACUCGACAUUCUUGGUGACUCUCGCCUCGUCUUGACUCAUGACUGUAUGGCAUCCGGCUUGUCAGAAGAUUCUUUUCCUGUCCACUGCUGUUUUAUGGCCUUUUUUUGGUUGAUCUAGAUGUCUUUUCUUCUUUUUCUUCUUUUUCUUCUUCUUCUUCUUCUUCUUCUCUUCUUUAUACAAUGUAUUAGCACAAAUGGGCAAUAACGAACAGCCAAGGUGCCUCAUAUAUCUUGCUGAGAAAGAUGCUCUUAACUUAUGGCGUUUUGGGCUUGAUGAACGAGCUUUCUUCCAGG